This is a messenger RNA of Trichoderma reesei QM6a, 1200 nucleotides long. RefSeq lists its product as uncharacterized. The coding region runs from base 1 to 1200 and encodes 399 amino acids. The transcript has a single exon. The record is from RefSeq and is a predicted model, not a curated record. Gene Ontology annotation, biological process: proteolysis. Lineage: Eukaryota; Fungi; Ascomycota; Sordariomycetes; Hypocreales; Hypocreaceae. Gene Ontology annotation, molecular function: aspartic-type endopeptidase activity.
AUGCAGCCCUCAUUUGGCAGCUUCCUCGUCACCGUCCUGUCUGCCUCCAUGGCAGCAGGCAGUGUCAUUCCCAGCACAAACGCCAACCCUGGCUCCUUCGAGAUCAAGAGAUCCGCCAACAAAGCCUUCACAGGCCGCAAUGGCCCUCUAGCAUUAGCCCGUACAUACGCCAAGUACGGUGUUGAAGUCCCCAAAACUCUGGUCGAUGCUAUUCAACUCGUCAAGUCCAUCCAGCUCGCAAAGCGGGACAGCGCCACCGUCACUGCCACGCCGGACCACGACGACAUCGAGUAUCUUGUCCCCGUCAAGAUCGGAACUCCUCCCCAAACACUUAACCUGGAUUUUGACACGGGCAGCUCCGAUCUCUGGGUCUUCUCAUCAGAUGUCGACCCGACCUCCUCCCAGGGCCAUGACAUCUACACCCCGUCCAAGAGCACAUCUUCCAAAAAGUUGGAAGGAGCCUCAUGGAACAUCACAUAUGGAGACCGCUCAUCAUCAUCCGGCGAUGUCUACCACGAUAUUGUCUCCGUCGGAAACCUGACAGUAAAGUCCCAAGCCGUCGAGUCCGCUCGAAACGUCUCGGCCCAGUUCACCCAGGGCAACAACGACGGCCUCGUCGGCCUGGCGUUUAGCUCCAUCAACACAGUCAAGCCCACGCCGCAAAAGACGUGGUACGACAACAUCGUCGGCAGCCUUGACUCUCCCGUCUUUGUUGCUGAUCUGCGCCACGACACGCCCGGCAGCUACCACUUCGGCUCCAUCCCCUCCGAAGCAAGCAAAGCCUUCUACGCCCCCAUCGACAACAGCAAGGGCUUCUGGCAAUUCAGCACGAGCAGCAACAUUAGCGGCCAGUUCAACGCCGUUGCAGACACUGGCACUACUCUGCUGCUCGCCAGCGACGACCUCGUCAAGGCCUACUACGCAAAGGUCCAGGGCGCCCGUGUGAACGUCUUCCUGGGCGGCUACGUCUUCAACUGCACCACUCAGCUGCCCGACUUUACCUUUACUGUUGGAGAGGGCAACAUCACUGUCCCCGGUACCUUGAUAAACUAUUCCGAGGCUGGCAACGGCCAGUGUUUUGGCGGUAUUCAGCCGUCGGGGGGUCUUCCUUUUGCUAUCUUUGGUGACAUUGCUCUUAAGGCUGCGUAUGUUAUUUUUGACAGUGGCAACAAGCAGGUUGGCUGGGCGCAGAAGAAAUAG